Pan troglodytes (chimpanzee) is the source of this 2411-nucleotide messenger RNA. It is a transcript of the gene MAGEA9, whose product is annotated as MAGE family member A9. Lineage: Eukaryota; Metazoa; Chordata; Mammalia; Primates; Hominidae. The record is from RefSeq and is a predicted model, not a curated record. Gene Ontology annotation, biological process: negative regulation of transcription by RNA polymerase II. Gene Ontology annotation, molecular function: histone deacetylase binding. The transcript is spliced from 4 exons. Gene Ontology annotation, cellular component: nucleus. The coding region runs from base 885 to 1832 and encodes 315 amino acids.
CCCCAGGUGGCCCCAGGCAGGAAUGGCAUGAGGCAUGCUCUCAUUUCUCCCACGUGACUGGGGGUGAGAGGUCUCAGGGAGGUGAGUACCUUGAUCCCGGGGGCACUGAGAGAUUCAACAGAGGGCUCCACACCUGGUCAGUAGAAGGAGGACUCCCAGGAUCAGCAGGACCCAAGGUGUGCCCCCUUCAUGAGGAAUGGAGGUACCCCCAACGCAGAAAGAAGCCACCCCACAGAGUCUAGGUGAACUCUGUUCUUAAAUCUGGGGGCGGGGGCGGGGGGCCUGAUCAAGGAUGGUGCUAAGUGGCAAGCUCAUUUGUACCACGGCAGGAAGUUGAGGAACCCUCAGGGGGAUGAGGCGUUGGUGUAAAGGGAGAUGUCUGCUCAUCUCAAGGGUUUGAGGGUCGAGGAAGUAGAAGCCCCAGCAGGAGUAAAGAUGAAUAACCCACAGGAGGACUUUGGAACACCCACCUCAUACCUGAAGGGUUCAGCUGGUGGGGUCAGCCCCGGACACCCCACGCAGGGGUGACAUCUGUGGGGCCUCCUCACCUCUGUUUCUGGAUCUCAGGGAGGUGAGGACUUUGUUCUCAGAGGGUGUGUGGACAAAACAGGGAGGCCCUGUGUUCGACAGACACAGUGGUCCCAGGAUUGGAGAGCAGUCCAGGAGCUCCAGGAAGCCGGCAGGCCUUGGUCUGAGACAGUGUCCUCAGGUCGCAGAGCAGAGGAGACCCAGGCAGUGUCAGCAGUGAAGGUUCUCGGGACAGGCUAACCAGGAGGACAGGAGCCCCAAGAGGCCCCAGAGCAGCACUGACGAAGACCUGCCUGUGGGUCUCCAUCGCCCAGCUCCUGCCCACGCUCCUGACUGCUGCCCUGACCAGAGUCAUCAUGUCUCUCGCGCAGAGGAGUCCGCACCGCAAGCCUGAUGAAGACCUUGAAGCCCAAGGAGAGGACUUGGGCCUGAUGGGUGCACAGGAACCCACAGGCGAGGAGCAGGAGACUACCUCCUCCUCUGACAGCGAGGAGGAGGAGGUGUCUGCUUCUGGGUCAUCAAGUCCUCCCCAGAGUCCUCAGGGAGGCGCUUCCUCCUCCUUUUCCGUCUACUACACUUUAUGGAGCCAAUUCGAUGAGGGCUCCAGCAGUCAAGAAGAGGAAGAGCCAAGCCCCUCGGUCGACCCAGCUCAGCUGGAGUUCAUGUUCCAAGAAGCACUGAAAUUGAAGGUGGCUGAGUUGGUUCAUUUCCUGCUCCACAAAUAUCGAGUCAAGGAGCCGGUCACAAAGGCGGAAAUGCUGGAGAGCGUCAUCAAAAAUUACAAGCGCUACUUUCCUGUGAUCUUCGGCAAAGCCUCCGAAUUCAUGCAGGUGAUCUUUGGCACUGAUGUGAAGGAGGUGGACCCCGCCGGCCACUCCUACAUCCUUGUCACUGCUCUUGGCCUCUCGUGCGAUAGCAUGCUGGGUGAUGGUCAUAGCAUGCCCAAGGCCGCCCUCCUGAUCAUUAUCCUGGGUGUGAUCCUAACCAAAGACAACUGCGCCCCUGAAGAGGUUAUCUGGGAAGCGUUGAGUGUGAUGGGGGUGUAUGUUGGGAAGGAGCACAUUUUCUAUGGGGAGCCCAGGAAGCUGCUCACCCAAGAUUGGGUGCAGGAAAACUACCUGGAGUACCGGCAGGUGCCCGGCAGUGAUCCUGCGCACUACGAGUUCCUGUGGGGUUCCAAGGCCCACGCUGAAACCAGCUAUGAGAAGGUCAUAAAUUAUUUGGUCAUGCUCAAUGCAAGAGAGCCCAUUUGCUACCCAUCCCUUUAUGAAGAGGUUUUGGGAGAGGAGCAAGAGGGAGUCUGAGCACCAGCCGCAGCCGGGGCCAAAGUUUGUGGGGUCAGGGCCCCAUCCAGCAGCUGCCCUGCCCCAUGUGACAUGAGGCCCAUUCUUCACUCUGUGUUUGAAGAGAGCAAUCAGUGUUCUCAGUGGCAGUGGGUGGAAGUGAGCACACUGUAUGUCAUCUCUGGGUUCCUUGUCUAUUGGGUGAUUUGGAGAUUUAUCCUUGCUCCCUUUUGGAAUUGUUCAAAUGUUCUUUUAAUGGUCAGUUUAAUGAACUUCACCAUCGAAGUUAAUGAAUGACAGUAGUCACACAUAUUGCUGUUUAUGUUAUUUAGGAGUAAGAUUCUUGCUUUUGAGUCACAUGGGGAAAUCCCUGUUAUUUUGUGAAUUGGGACAAGAUAACAUAGCAGAGGAAUUAAUAAUUUUUUUGAAACUUGAACUUAGCAGCAAAAUAGAGCUCAUAAAGAAAUAGUGAAAUGAAAAUGUAGUUAAUUCUUGCCUUAUACCUCUUUCUCUCUCCUGUAAAAUUAAAAUAUAUACAUGUAUACCUGGAUUUGCUUGGCUUCUUUGAGCAUGUAAGAGAAAUAAAAAUUGAAAGAAUAA